Messenger RNA from Lactuca virosa, 5668 nucleotides. The record is from the annotation of a GenBank genome assembly. NCBI's taxonomy places the organism in Eukaryota, Viridiplantae, Streptophyta, Magnoliopsida, Asterales, Asteraceae.
AUGGCGAGUACGAGUGGGACCAAAGAUGAGGUGGGCCCACCGAGGUCGUUGUCAAGGAGGAUGACGAGGUCUUCCACUAUGGUUGAUCCUAAUGCCGAUGGUGUUGACAGCGAGCUUGUUCCUUCUUCCCUUGCUUCUAUUGCUCCCAUCCUUCGGGUUGCCAAUGAGAUCGAGAAGGAUAAUGACAGAGUUGCUUACUUGUGCCGGUUUCAUGCAUUUGAGAAGGCCCACAGGAUGGAUCCUAUAUCUAGUGGACGUGGUGUUCGCCAGUUCAAGACCUACCUGCUACAUAGACUUCAGAAGGAAGAAGAAACGACAAAACCUAAGCUAGCAAAAAGUGAUCCUAGAGAAAUCCAGAAGUUCUACCAGAACUUCUAUGAGAAAAACAUCAGAGAAGGCCAAUACACAAAGAAACCUGAGGAGAUGGCCAAGAUUUAUCAGAUUGCAACGGUUCUAUAUGAUGUACUAAGGACUGUGGUACCUGCUUCAAAAAUCGAGCAAGAGACUCAACAAUACGCAAGAGAUGUAGAUGCAAACAGAGAACAACAUGAACACUAUAACAUCCUUCCUUUGUAUGCUGUUGGAAAUAAACCAGCAAUUACAAGGCUUCCCGAGAUCCAAGCAGCUCUUCGAGCAAUUCGCACUGUGGAUAACCUUCCAUCUGUUAGAAGGAUAGGAGACGCAGACAAACCUAUUAAUGAUAUUCUGGAGUGGUUAUCAUUAAUUUUUGGUUUUCAGGAAAUGUUGCAAAUCAACGGGAGCACUUGGUAUUGUUACUUGCAAAUAUUGAUAGAAGGUCGAAGGGGUGUUGAUGAUUAUGAUCAGUUGGAUAGCCAUACUGUAAAGCAUUUGCUGGAUAAAACUUUCAAGAACUAUGUCUCAUGGUGUCAUUAUCUGCACCGAACAUCAAUCAUUGAUUCAAAUAAGGUUCCACCUAGUGCUGAUAGGCAGCAGUUGCAUCUUCUCUACAUUGGACUCUAUCUACUCAUCUGGGGUGAAGCUUCAAACAUACGGUUCAUGCCUGAAUGCCUUUGCUAUAUUUUUCAUAAUAUGGCAAAUGAAAUGCAUGGAACUUUAUUUGGAAAUGUCCAACCUGUAAGUGGAGGGACAUAUCAAGCAGCAGCAGUUGGUGAGGAAGCAUUUCUGCGUGAUGUCAUCUCACCUAUUUAUGAUGUUCUUCGUAAGGAAGCCAGGAGAAAUCAAGGUGGCAAAGCAAGCCAUGCUUCAUGGAGAAAUUAUGAUGAUCUUAAUGAAUAUUUUUGGUCUGACAAAUGCCUUAAGUUAGGCUGGCCAAUGGAUCGCAAGUCUGACUUUUUUGUUCACUCCGAUGAGUCAUCGCGCCAUCAUGCAGGGCGCAAUCAAGUAGUAUCUGGAAAGAAGAAGCCUAAAACAAAUUUUGUUGAAGCUAUGAUCAUUGUUGCAUGGCAUGGAGAUGGAUCAAUCUUUGGAAUUUUGGAUGAAGGUGUCAUCAAAAGUAUCUUCAGCAUAUUCAUUACUCAUGCCAUACUUAAUUUUAUCCAAGCUAGUCUAGACAUAAUCCUUAGUUUCAAUGCCUGGGGGAGCUUAAAACCUACACAGAUUCUUCGCUAUAUACUCAAAUUCAUUGUAGCUGCAUUUUGGGUGGUAAUCUUGCCAGUUUGUUACUCAAGAUCAGUUCCAAAUCCAACAGGACUUGUGAAGUUUGUCAGUACUUUGGGGGGAAAUUGGAGAGAGCAAUCACUUUAUAACUACCUUAUAGCAAUUUACUUGAUACCCAACAUACUGGCUGCCUUUCUAUUUCUGCUUCCACCUAUAAGGAGACACAUGGAACGUUCCAAUUGGCGCAUAGUUACUCUUCUAAUGUGGUGGGCACAGCCAAAACUCUAUGUUGGAAGAGGCAUGCAUGAAGACAUUUUUUCUCUUUUCAAGUAUACUCUAUUUUGGAUAGUGCUGCUAAUAAGCAAGUUCGCAUUCAGCUACUAUGUGGAGAUACUGCCACUGGUCACACCCACAAAGUUAAUCAUGAAAAUGCAUGUUAGCAGCUAUGAGUGGCAUGAGUUCUUUCCCAACAUGACCCACAAUAUCGGCGUUGUUAUUUCUAUUUGGGCUCCAAUUGUCAUGGUCUAUUUCAUGGACACACAAAUUUGGUAUGCGAUAUAUGCUACUAUUAUUGGUGGAAUCUAUGGGGCCUUCAGCCACUUGGGUGAGAUACGGACACUUGGCAUGCUAAGGUCACGAUUUGAAUCGGUUCCUUUAGCUUUUGUUGAACGCCUUGUGCCUAUGCAAAAAGAUCCUAAAAGAGAUCAUGUGGAAGAUGAUCUAUCCAUGAGAAAGAACAUAGCAAAAUUUUCACAGGUGUGGAAUGAAUUCAUAUUUUCAAUGCGGAUGGAAGACUUGAUCAGCAACAGUGAGACAGAUCUGCUUCUUGUACCUUAUACUACAAGUGAUGUUCCAGUUGUCCAGUGGCCACCAUUCUUGCUUGCUAGUAAGAUCCCCAUUGCAUUAGACAUGGCCAAAGAUUUCAAAGGAAAGGAAGAUGCAGACCUGUUCAGGAAGAUCGCUAAUGAUGAUUAUAUGCGGUCAGCAGUGAUGGAAUGCUACCAAACACUUACGGCAAUAUUAUUUGAACUCAUUGAUGAUGACCGAGAUAAAAUGAUCUUACAGCAUAUAUGCCAUGAAAUAGAAACUAGCAUUCAACAGCGAACGUUUUUGAGUAAAUUUCGUAUGAGCGAAUUGCCUUCACUCAAUGAUAAGCUGGAGAAAUUCUUGGAUCAUCUGCUAGCAGACAAUGUUGAUGAUGAGAAAUACACAUCCCAAAUCAUCAAUGUUUUUCAGGAUAUCAUGGAGAUUAUCACACAAGAUGUUAUGAAUAACGGGCACGAGAUACUUGAAAGAGCUCACGCUCAUCAUCAUGAUAAUGACAAAAAGGAAAGAUUUGAGCGAAUCAAUGUCCAAUUAACUCAAAUCAGAUCAUGGAAGGAAAAGGUGGUGAGGCUUCGUUUGCUUUUGACUGUCAAGGAAUCGGCAAUUAAUGUGCCUACAAAUUUGGAAGCUCGUAGGCGUAUCACUUUCUUUGCAAACUCCUUAUAUAUGAAAAUGCCAAAUGCUCCAAUUGUCCGUAACAUGCUCUCAUUUAGUGUUUUGACUCCAUACUACAAAGAAGAUGUUCUCUAUUCAGAUGAUGAGCUUAAGAAGGAAAAUGAAGAUGGAAUUACAAUUUUAUUUUAUCUCCAGAAGAUAUAUCCAGAUGAAUGGAAGAAUUUUGAAGAGCGGAUUGCAGGUAGUAAGGAUAAAACAGAAGCCACACGUCAAUGGGUUUCUUACAGGGGGCAGACUCUUUCCAGAACAGUGAGAGGGAUGAUGUACUACAAGGAAGCUCUUCAGCUUCAAUGCUUCCUAGACUAUGCAAAAGACAAUGAGAUUUUUACUGGAUUCCGGACAGCUAACGUGAACAAACAUCACAUGGAUCUCAAAGAACGUGCAAGUGCAAUGGCUGAUUUGAAGUUCACCUAUGUUGUCUCUUGCCAGAUUUAUGGUGCUCAAAAGAAAUCCAGUGAGGAGAGAGAUCAAAGUUGUUAUACCAACAUCUUGAAUCUCAUGCUGACAUAUCCUUCUUUACGAGUUGCUUAUAUAGAUGAGAGAGAGGCUACCAUCAAUGGUAGAUCUCAGAAGGUUUACUACUCUGUUCUAGUCAAGGGUGGGGAUUCUUUAGAUGAGGAAAUAUACCGUAUCAAGCUUCCAGGCCCCCCUACAGAAAUUGGUGAAGGAAAACCUGAAAACCAAAAUCAUGCCAUCAUUUUUACCCGUGGAGAAGCACUACAGACAAUCGACAUGAAUCAGGACAAUUACUUUGAGGAAGCAUUCAAAAUGAGAAAUGUAUUGGAGGAAUUUCACAAGGAUCAUCAUGGCCAACGUAGACCAACAAUAUUGGGGUUGAGAGAAAAUAUCUUCACUGGAAGUGUAUCAUCACUAGCUUGGUUCAUGUCCAAUCAGGAGACAAGUUUUGUGACAAUUGGGCAAAGGGUUUUAGCAGACCCUCUGAGGGUGCGAUUCCAUUACGGUCACCCUGACAUAUUUGACAGACUCUUUCACAUCACAAGGGGUGGUGUAAGUAAAGCUUCUAGAACCAUCAACCUGAGUGAGGAUAUAUUUUCAGGUUAUAACUCCACUCUGCGUGGAGGUUAUGUGACACAUCAUGAAUAUAUCCAAGUAGGAAAAGGUCGUGAUGUUGGUAUGAAUCAAAUAUCCCUUUUCGAAGCUAAAGUUGCAAAUGGAAACGGUGAACAGACACUCAGCCGUGAUGUUUACCGACUUGGUCGCCGUUUUGAUUUUUACAGAAUGUUCUCAUUCUACUUCACCACAGUUGGUUUCUACUUUAGCAGCAUGGUCACUGUGCUGAUUGUUUAUGCCUUUCUAUACGGACGUAUGUACAUGGUUUUGAGUGGGUUGGAAGGGCGGAUAUUAGAAGAUGCAAGUCUUAGUAGCAACAAAGCCCUGGAAGAAGCUUUAGCCACCCAAUCUGUCUUUCAGCUCGGUUUACUUCUCGUGCUUCCUAUGGUUAUGGAAAUCGGUCUAGAAAGAGGAUUUCGCACUGCAUUAGGCGAUUUUAUCAUAAUGCAACUCCAACUCGCCUCUGUGUUUUUCACUUUCCAGCUUGGAACAAAAGCACAUUACUAUGGAAGAACAAUUCUACAUGGAGGUUCAAAAUAUCGCGCCACGGGUCGUGGUUUUGUUGUCUUCCAUGCAAAAUUUGCUGAAAAUUACAGGUUAUAUUCACGUAGUCACUUUGUGAAAGGGUUGGAAUUGGGGAUUCUGCUUGUUAUCUAUCAGGUGUAUGGGAAUUCGUACCGGAGUUCAAAUCUAUACUUGUUUAUAACGUUCUCAAUAUGGUUCUUGGUGGCUUCAUGGCUGUUUGCACCUUUUGUGUUCAAUCCUUCGGGAUUUGAUUGGCAGAAAACAGUGGAGGAUUGGACUGAUUGGAAAAGAUGGAUGGGGAAUCGUGGUGGGAUUGGAAUUGCACAGGAUAAAAGUUGGGAAUCAUGGUGGGAUGCAGAACAGCAGCAUCUUAAGUACACAAACAUAAGGGGAAGAAUUCUUGAAAUUAUACUUGCAUGUCGGUUCUUCAUCUAUCAGUAUGGACUUGUGUAUCAUCUUAAUAUUUCACGUGGAAGCACGAGUAUACUGGUUUAUGCGCUUUCGUGGUUGGUCAUGAUAUCUGCUCUUUUAGCAUUGAAGUUGGUGUCAAUGGGGAGAAGAAGAUUUGGCACAGACUUACAGCUGAUGUUCAGGAUCUUAAAGGCGCUUCUCUUCCUUGGCUUCCUUUCAAUCAUGACAGUCUUAUUUGUUGUAUGUGGCCUGACCAUCAGUGACAUAUUUGCUGCCUUCCUUGCCUUUUUGCCAACAGGCUGGGCAUUCAUGUUGAUUGGUCAAGCGUGCAGGCCUUGUGUAAAAGGCAUAGGAUUUUGGGACUCGAUAAUGGAGUUAGGGCGUGCAUACGAAUGCUUGAUGGGAUUGGUGAUAUUUAUGCCAAUUGUCAUACUUUCAUGGUUCCCUUUCGUAUCAGAGUUCCAAACAAGGCUGCUUUUCAAUCAAGCAUUCAGCAGAGGUCUCCAGAUUUCAAUGAUUCUUGCUGGGAAGAAGGACAAGGACAAGACCUAACCUACUUGUUAACACCCUUGUUCAAAGGAAG